Calidris pugnax (ruff) is the source of this 2531-nucleotide messenger RNA. It is a transcript of the gene SH3GL1, whose product is annotated as SH3-domain GRB2-like 1. The transcript has 8 exons. The record is from RefSeq and is a predicted model, not a curated record. Gene Ontology annotation, molecular function: protein binding. Bases 150 to 1157 code for a protein of 335 amino acids. NCBI's taxonomy places the organism in Eukaryota, Metazoa, Chordata, Aves, Charadriiformes, Scolopacidae. Gene Ontology annotation, biological process: synaptic vesicle uncoating. Gene Ontology annotation, cellular component: cytoplasm; presynapse; glutamatergic synapse.
CGCGCGCUUCCUGGCGGCGGCGGCGGCGGAAGACGAAGAAGAAGAAGGAAAAGAAGCGGCGGCGGCAGCUGCCGGGCCGGGCUCCGCUCCGCUCCUACGUGCCGUAGGCUGUCCCGCCGCCCCCAGAGUCCCCCCCGGCCGGCGGCAGGAUGUCGGUGGCAGGGCUGAAGAAGCAGUUCUAUAAGGCCAGCCAGCUGGUCAGUGAGAAGGUUGGAGGGGCUGAAGGGACCAAGCUUGACGAUGACUUCAAGGAAAUGGAAAAGAAAGUGGACCUGACCAGCAAGGCAGUUACAGAAGUAUUGACCAGAACAAUAGAGUACCUCCAGCCGAACCCAGCUUCCAGGGCCAAGCUAACCAUGCUCAACACCAUGUCGAAGAUCCGCGGGCAGGUGAAGAACCCGGGGUACCCGCAGUCGGAGGGGCUGCUGGGGGAGAGCAUGAUCCGAUACGGCAAGGAGCUGGGCGAGGACUCCAACUUUGGGGAUGCGCUUCUGGAUGCUGGCGAAUCCAUGAAGCGGUUGGCUGAAGUGAAGGACUCGCUGGAUAUUGAAGUCAAACAAAAUUUUAUUGAUCCCCUCCAGAACCUGUGUGACAAAGACCUGAAAGAAAUCCAGCACCAUCUCAAGAAGCUGGAAGGCAGACGCUUGGACUUUGACUACAAGAAGAAGCGACAGGGCAAAAUCCCCGAUGAGGAACUUCGACAGGCCAUGGAGAAAUUUGAAGAGUCCAAGGAAGUGGCCGAGACCAGUAUGCACAACCUCCUAGAGACCGAUAUCGAGCAGGUGAGCCAGCUCUCGGCCUUGGUGGACGCCCAGCUGGACUACCACAGGCAGGCAGUGCAGAUCCUGGACGAGCUCGCGGAAAAACUCAAGCGCAGAAUGAGGGAGGCCUCCUCGCGUCCCAGGCGGGAAUACAAGCCCAAACCCAGGGAGACAUAUGACUUUGGAGAGACCGACCAGUCUAACGGGGGCUUCUCUUGCAAUCCUACCUCCAAAGUCUCAGGUAAGGUUGUCCCGUGCGUGCAGCCCACGCAGGUGCCUCUGGAGCAGCCUCCUGGGGAUGGAGGGGAACUGCUCUGCCUGGAAAUGGUGGUUCUGGUGUGCUGGAUGUGUCUGUGUGAGCUGGUGGCUCUUGAGAAACGUCAGAAAUGCCUCUAGGUUUGGCCUGGUUUCUCUUGGAGCCCACCAGCCUUCGUUGUAUUGGUUUUGGGGACAUCCCAGUGGGGUCUUCAGCCCGGGCCACUCUCCUGUGGUGCCCAGUCAGUGCCAGCAGUGGCAGACAGGAAAAACUGAAGCAUCUCUCCCUCCCUCCCCGUCUUCCAUCACGCUGCAUCCGUCCCCCCCUGGUCCUGACGAGGCAGGCGGGUUUCUAACACAGCAUGUGGGCUGCCCACCCGCCCUGGUUCUCCUAACGGAUCCUCCCUUCGACCCCUGCCUUUCCCCUCUCUCCAAUUCCACGUUGGUUUAAGCAUGUCUCUUUUUGUUUGGAAGCAGCUUCCUCCUCUUUCCGAUCCGACAAGCCGUCCCGGUCCUCCGUCAGGAGUAUGCGUGAGUUUCCUCCCUCCUCACUGCAUGAUGUGUGACCAUCUCUCCCCGGCCCUCCUCGCUCUUCCUUCCCUGACACUGCUGCUUGGAGCCUCCUAACGCCUCCGUGCUGAGCCUGGCCAAGCCUUGAGCCCUAAAUGAAACCAACCACCCUAAACUGGUGGUUACCAUCCCCAAAUUGGUGGUUACCACCCCAAAGCUGGGGCCGUUGCUCACCCGGAGGAGUUGUAGUGGUUGCCCUCACGCAGGCAUCUCCGAUGUGAGCCCACAGGGAUCUCAUGCUCUUCCACGAGGGAUCAGACAUCUGGAGGGUUACCCCCUUCUCCUUACAAGCACCCAACCUGGAGCUCCUGCUGCCCCCCAAAACCCCACCGCUGAAGACUGGGGGGAGCGGGUAGAGCCUUGGCACGCCAAGUGGGUUUUGUGGGUCUCAGCUGGGCAGUGAGGAGCCUCCAAUGGGUUGUGGGGCGAUGUGGGGUCUGUGGGUCAGCAUUCCUGCUGAAGGGUCCCAUUGGGGUCCCACUGAGGUCCCAUUGGGGUCCCACUGGGGUCCUGAGGCCUGGCUGGGGCUGUGGCUUGGAGCCGUGGUGGUGGGGGAAGCUGGUGGUGGUGCAGCAAAGGGGCAGGAGGACUUGAUGUCGUGGUGGUGGGACCAGCCUGGCAUAUGGGGAAUUUGUCUCCAAACCAUGAACCUGCUUGGCUGCUGCUUUUGGUGUUUUUGGAGUUCUCUUCUGAAGCUGGGUCCUUCCUCGCUGGGGGUGUUGAGCAGAGCAGAUGUGCUUCUGCCCUUCGUGCCGUUCCCCAUCCCUGGCUGGAAGAGCUCCAGCACAGAGGGGUGGGGGACGGGGGGGGCCCUGCAGACCCCCGUGGGCUGUGUUAGCUCUCUCCCUUCUCAGUAGGACCCCCAAAGCUGAGUGCCUGCCCAUCCCAAAACGUCAGUGCAGAGCCAGAGCGAGAAGCUCUGCCCCAAACCCCUCUUUGCAGUCC